Messenger RNA from Closterium sp. NIES-65, 2685 nucleotides. The record is from the annotation of a GenBank genome assembly. NCBI's taxonomy places the organism in Eukaryota, Viridiplantae, Streptophyta, Zygnematophyceae, Desmidiales, Closteriaceae.
AUGAGAGGGUUACCACCCGCUGUCAGUUACACCGGCGGCGUUCCCGGCUUUGAAGCCACUGCCACUGCCGCCGCCACUGACGCCGAUGCUGACGUGGCAGCAGUGGGGACCACAAACGAAAAUCCCACACCAAUUCCCCCCAGGCCCGAUCCUAAAGCCUCUCACGUGCUUGCUUACACUCAGCAACUCGCCUCCCUCCAUUCCCACACGGCCGCCAGCAUCGGCCUCUCCCCUUCCGAUCUCCUUUACUCCUACACUUACCUAAGUAACGCGUUUUGCGUCUCACUCACACCCUCCCAGCUGCAUCGGCUCAAACGCCAUCCAGCCGUCGAUCGAAUCGAGCCGUCGAGAUCGCUCGCUCCCCUCACUACAAUCACACCCGCCUUUCUCAACCUCUCCUCUGUAGUCUGGAAAGGUCUCGGCGGGGCGAACCGGGCAGGGGAAAACGUGAUUAUAGGCGUGGUGGACUCGGGUAUUUGGCCGGAGCACCCCGCGUUUUCCGGGCGGGGGUAUCUCCGCCCGAAAAGGACCUGGCGGGGCAAAUGCGCGGCGACCAAAGACUUUAAAGCCACCUCCUGCAAUAACAAAAUCAUCGCCGCUCAAUUCUUCUCAGCGGCUUACCUCAAGGCAAACAAGGGGUAUCCGAAGGGGGAAUACGCCUCCCCUAGGGACAGCACGGGGCACGGCACUUGGUGUGCCGGCGCUGCGGCCGGCAACAGCAAUAUUCCCUUCAGGGUGGGCCCGCGGAGCCGCGUGAUUGGUCGGAUGAGCGGCAUGGCGCCGCGGGCGAGAAUAGCGGUGUACAAGGCGGUGUGGGGGGGGGAGAGCAGCGUGGGCGAUGUGAUGGCUGCUGUGGAGCAGGCUGUGCGGGACGGCGUCGACGUGCUGCUGUUGCCCAUUGGGAGCACCGACGAUGAUUACUUCAACUCCGCGUUCCUCCUUAGAGCUGUUCAGGGUGGGGGAGAGCAGCGUGGGCGAUGCGGGAGUGUUUCUGGUGGCAGCAGCGGGCAACCAAGGCAUGGCUGGCACCGGGGGCAAAGCAGCACCCGCCCCUCUAUCCCUCCACGCCACACCAUCACCACCUCACACUCCCCGUCCCCCCUGUUUUCACUCCCUUGCUUUGUUCCCUUCCUCCCAUCUCAACGCCAGGCGGGAGUGUUUGUGGUGGCAGCAGCGGGUAACGAAGGCAUGGCACCGGGGGCAAGGCAGCAGCGCACACUUGCCAACGUGUCUCCGUACAUCUUCACUGUUGCUGCCAGUGGCGUUCCGCGGGAGUGGCAAGCAAAGAUCACGCUGGGCGACGGGAAGUGGUACACGGGCAUCACACAGCAAGGGGGCGACCUCAGGUCCACCACCAACCUCCCUCUUGUUGAUGCUAAGAUGGCUGGCACGGCCAAGGCUCUGCCUCAGGAGGCCGAGCAGUGUCGAAUGGGCACACUAGACCCCACCAAGGUCAUCGCAGCAGCCGUGCCGUGCUGGCACGGCGGCGUGCCAGUGGAGGAGAAGGCGCUGGCUCUAUUACCCCCCUUUCCUAUACCUCCUCCUUCUUGCCCUCUCCAGGCAGAGCAGUGUCGAAUGGGCACUCUAGACCCAGCCAAGGUCAUCGGAGCAGCCGUGCUGUGCUGGCACGGCGGCGUGUCAUUGGAGGAGAAGGCGCUGACGGUGCAGACAGCUGGCGGCAAGGUGGUGCUGCUGGUGGUGCAGAGCCCGCGGCAGUACGUGCGGUCCGUGACCGGGGCGUUCCCGGGGGUGACGUUUGGCAUGACCAUCUCGCAAGCGAUCAAGGACUAUCUGAAGAACGACAGCAACACCAAGCCCACAGUGUCAAUCUCCCCCGUACUCUACACCCUCCCCAAGGGCACGCUCGCGCCAGUCAUGGCAUACUUCUCCUCCUCCGGCCCGCCCCUCGACCCCUGGGUCUCCAUGCCCAAGAACCCCACCGUCACCAACGAAAUCCUCAAACCCGACAUCACCGCCCCCGGCCUCGCCCUCCUCUCCUCCACCAACGCCGGCAACGCCGCCUCCCCCGGUUUCAAGCUCGACAGCGGCACCUCUGCUGCUGCUUCUGUCGCUGCAGGCGUGGCGGCGCUGCUGAUUCAGAAGUACCCCCGGUGGACCCCGGGAAUGGUGAAAUCUGCAAUGAUGACGAGUGCUUCGGUGAAGGAUAUGUGGGGGAAGGGGAUCCGGUCGUGGGAUUGGACGUAUGCCUCCCCGUGGCAGUUCGGCUCGGGGCAUAUUACCCCGGGAAAAUCCUUAAAUCCAGGGCUAGUUUACGACGUCCGGGCGGCAAACUACAUCAAUUUCCUCGCGGGGUUGGACGCGAAAAAGGCCAAGGCGGCCUUUCCGGCAGCGGCGCUCUCUCCUCUCGAGACGUACAACCUGAACCAGCCGAAUAUCGCUAUGGGGAGGAUGAAAAAGACGGUGAACGUGACCCGGUGGGUGACAAACGUGGAGUUCAAAACAUCAACGUAUAAGGUGUACCUGGUCAAGCCUGAUGGGGUGAGCGUGUCGGUGAGUCCGUCGAAGCUGACUCUGAGGCCCGGGCAGCGGGCGGCGUAUAACGUGACGAUUAUUCCCAAGGCAGUUCAGAAGAACUUCACGUUUGGGAGCAUCACGUGGAAGGACGGUGUUCAUGAGGUGCGGAGCGUGCUGGCCGUCCAGCCCAUUGAGAUCAAAUCCAAGUGA